Penicillium arizonense is the source of this 1203-nucleotide messenger RNA. RefSeq lists its product as uncharacterized. The record is from RefSeq and is a predicted model, not a curated record. Lineage: Eukaryota; Fungi; Ascomycota; Eurotiomycetes; Eurotiales; Aspergillaceae. The transcript is spliced from 3 exons. The coding region runs from base 1 to 1203 and encodes 400 amino acids.
AUGAAUAUCUUAAAGAAAGCGCGUCCGCUACUCGCUGAGCAGCUCGCAAAAGCUCGGCAAGAGACUGAAGCUUCAGCAAAUACAUCCGCUUCCUCAGCUUCCUCACAGCGUCGGACGAAGGUAGAGAGAGACCGAGAGCUUCGAGAAAUGGUCGAUAAAGCGUGGAAGAUGAUGCUAAAGCGGUGGAUUCGUGUCGUCUACGCUGUCACUACGGAAGAGAGACAGGAGAGAUGGAAACAGCUUCAAGAAUGCUACAAAGAGCCGAUUUUUAUGCCUCUACUCGAGUAUCUACAGACUGAAUGGCUAGACGACUGCCCUGAGUAUUUCCUUCAUGAAUACACCUCCGAAUACCUUCAUCUCAAUGAGAUUUCGACCUCUCGGACUGAGGGAGCUCACUGGCUGCUUAAGCAGGACCUUCAAGUCUCGACCAAUGAUCUACUAGUUGUUCUUCGCACCUUUGAGAAUGCUAUAAAGCUUCAAUUCGAUAAGGUCACGGCUAAGAUCGAGAACGAGAAGGUAAGAAGGUCCACUAACCUCUGGCGUCUAUUCAAAUUGGUGGAUAGACGGGUUUCAUUGCAAGCAAUCAAGCUUACGAAGGCUGUCUACAACCAUUACCUACCGGAAGCAGAGGAUAAGCCGCCGAUUCCUCCACUUUGCCGCUGUAAUUCGAAGAAUACGGCAGGGUUUCCAUGCAUUCAUCUUAUUAUGCAGUACGAAGAAGAGGAGAAGAGCUUUGAGCCUGAGAUCCUCUCCAAGUGCGCCGGCGAGGGCGCCCCCGAGGCGCUAGGAAUUUCAUCGGCGGCGGCAGCGAAAGCACCCAAGCGAGCACCCAAGACCCUUCAACCCAGCGAGACCCCUCCGGCUUCGAGCUUAUGCUAUCUCAGGAAGGUGGACGGGGCCGUGGACGCGGCAGAGGACGAAGCUCAACAAGCUUCUCAGGAAGGUGGACGGGGCCGUGGACGAGGCCGUGGACGGGGACGUGGACGGGGCCGAGGACGUGGAAGAGGACGUGGAGGAAGUCAACAAGCCUCGCAGGGUGAUACCAUAGUGGGAAUAGCUUCACCUUCGACCCAGGAAGCUCAACAAGCUUCUCAGGAAGGUGGCCGUGGCCGUGGAGAGACCCAGCAGGCAUCGCCGCCAAGCAUGGCUACAUCUCAGGGGUCGGGAAUAGCUUCAUGGGCAUCUCAGGACGAGGAUUCCUAG